AUGGUCGAGAGUCGACAGCCUGAGGCGCUUGCGAUCAUCUGUUCGUUUGCGGUCGUUGCUUGCUUGACCGUCUUCCUCAGAGUAUGGUCGCGCUACCUGGGACGAAACUUUGCUUGGGACGACUAUCUCAUUCUCAUUGCCGCUGUCCUCUUCAUAUUGGACACCACCGCAACAUGGAUGUACGUUAUUCUGAGUGGUACAGGCUAUCAUGUAUAUGACGUGCCAAAGAAGUCGAUUCAUGAGCAACUCGUCGCGUUACACUGGAACUUUACAGUGCAGAUGAUCUAUCACCCUCUAAUGGGGCUGAUCAGAGCAUCGAUCAUCAUGUUUCUCUUCCGAAUGAAGGAUGGUCGCCGUCGCAUACGAUUCCUGUUAUACACCGUCACCUGGCUCAACAUCUGCUAUUCCGUUGGAUCGACCAUCGUUAAUUUGGUACAAUGUACUCCUCAUGCCUAUGCCUGGUCUAGGCCUGCCAUGGACAAGAUUGACGCCAACGGCAAUCUCAUACCAGGCGGCAAAUGCAUUGAAGCGCGCACAUUUAUAUUGGUGUCUUGCGGUCUUUCAAUCUUGAUGGAUCUCAUGAUUAUUCCAAUCCCGUCCAUCAUGGUGUGGAAUCUCCAGAUGCACCGGCGCACAAAGGUCCUCGUGGUGGCAGUCAUGAGCUUAGGAUGGAUUGCGACAGGCGUGUCGGUCGGACGCUUCAUUGUGUAUUAUUACCGCUUUGCGCCCUCCAACAAAGACCGCACAUGGGAUAUUGGAAUCGCCAUUAGUAUCGCGGAGCCUGCCGUGCACAUCAUGACAGCCUGUGCGCCCGCAACAAAGUGUCUCUUCCGUUAUUGGUUCCCGCAGUACGGCACGGACCGCAAGGCUUCGUACUACCACGAAGGAACAGGCAGUGGCCGUCGUCCAAGCAAGCUGGGGUCA
Exserohilum turcica Et28A is the source of this 924-nucleotide messenger RNA. RefSeq lists its product as uncharacterized. The transcript has 2 exons. Lineage: Eukaryota; Fungi; Ascomycota; Dothideomycetes; Pleosporales; Pleosporaceae. The record is from RefSeq and is a predicted model, not a curated record. The annotation marks the transcript as partial.